UUGGAAGGUACCUAGAUGCUGUAGUAGGUACAAUGUAUGAAUAAAAAGAUUAUUAAAUUAUGAAAACGUGACCAAUUAAUAUAUGCAUUUUCAAAUGGAUUACGCGAAUUUUGCAAUAUUUACCAAAGAUUAGGGAACACGAUUUAAAAUUGCAGAAAUAAUUAUUGCAGAAUGUCCAAAAACGGAGAACUAUCAUCAAACCAAGGUCCUAGUCGACCAAGCCUACCAAGACCCGAGCUGAAUUUAUUUGGCACAGAAAAACGUAAAAUUUUAGAUCUCCCAUUGAGUGGCCCGUCGAGCGAUGUCGCUUUUGUACCAUUUUCAUCGACAACUGCACAAAUGCAAAAGCCAAAAAUUCCUUCACGUACUAUUAGAGAUGUACUGCCAGAAAAUGCGAGAGAUAGAUGUCGAAUAUAUCCAUCAAUGCAGUCAUCUGGGAAACUACAGCUAUCUGCUACUGAAGUAUAUGAUUUCACUGCAGAUGACUUGCAAGAUCUGGGAGAGAUUGGCAGGGGAGCAUUUGGAGCUGUAAAUAAAAUGGUUUAUAGAAAGACAAGUCGUGUAAUGGCUGUAAAAAGGAUUCGCUCAACAGUUGAUGAGAAAGAACAAAAGCAGUUGUUAAUGGAUCUAGAAGUUGUGAUGAAGAGUAAUGAUUGUCUUUAUAUAGUGGAAUUUUAUGGAGCACUCUUCAAAGAGGGUGAUUGUUGGAUCUGUAUGGAAUUAAUGGACACAUCACUAGACAAAUUUUACAAAUUUAUAUGUGAAAGAAUGCAAACUCGAAUACCAGAAAAUAUAAUGGCAAAAAUUACACUGGCUACAGUUAAGGCUUUAAAUUAUUUAAAAGAAAAAUUGAAAAUUAUCCAUAGGGAUGUGAAACCAUCUAAUAUACUGCUAGAUAGAAGAGGAAAUAUAAAACUGUGUGAUUUUGGUAUAUCUGGGAAGCUAGUAGAUUCAAUAGCUCGGACAAGAGAUGCUGGAUGUAGACCAUACAUGGCACCGGAAAGAAUUGAUCCAGGCCGUGCAAGAGGUUAUGAUGUACGCUCAGAUGUUUGGUCUUUAGGUAUUACUUUGAUGGAAGUGGCUACUGGUGCAUUUCCGUACCCAAGAUGGGGAUCUGUAUUUGAACAGCUACAGCAAGUGGUUCAAGGGGACCCGCCACGUCUUUCCUCCAAUAACAACAUGUUUUCAAACAGCUUCGUUAACUUCGUUAAUACUUGCCUUAUAAAAGAAGAAACACAGAGACCUAAGUAUAACAGGUUACUGGAGCACCCAUUCAUCAAAGGAAUAGACCAAAGUCGAUCAGAUGUUGCUGCAUAUGUUUGCGAGAUCUUAGAAUCAAUGGAACGGAAUGGAGUGAGUCCUUUCACAACAGACCAGCCUGCUCAAGCCUGGGUAGAUUAAUCACAGUUUUCAGGAACUAGUUUAGUGUGCGUGACCAAUAUGUUUUAGAGUGAAAUCUCAUGAAAAUUGUUUUUAAUAAGCAAACUGCUCAAACUGUUUUUUGGGAGUUUUGACUUUAUGGUACGAUCGUCUACAAUAAGCGGCACGGAUUUUGAGUGCUGAUCUUCACCUGCACUUAAGCCAGUCUUUGCGCGUCUUUAGUGGUACGAAUUCCAGUUAUUUUUAUUAUAUCAUUAGGCUGUUGGCUCGCUAUGACUAUCUGUUGUUAUUUACUUUGUUCUCUGAAAUUCAAAAAGAACUCCCGACGAGUAUACUUCAGUACGACUUUAAUUAGUUUUCAUUAUAUUUUGCUUACUAUUGUUUGAUGAUCUAUUUUGAAAGAAAACAUGUAUACAUGUUAAAAAUUAUAAAAUCAUAGGGUGUCCGACAAUGGGUAUAUCAAGCCGAAACGUGGCUCUAGUAUCAACAAUGUAAAUCAUGUUUAAUAUGUAAAAAAAUUAAAUCGUAAUUAGUAGAUUCAUACAAAAACUAAUUUAUAAUAAUUGUUUCAACUGUUCGAAGGCAACCCUGAAUUUAUACAAUCAAAGUACCGUUAGGCCAUUCAUUCAGUCAAGUCGCAUCUGAACAAGAUAGACAAUAAAAAAUUCAUUUUAACUCCUAAACAAAACCAAAAAAUGCAACCAUGUUAUUAUUAGGUACCUACAAAAUUCAAAAAAACAAAAAAAAAAACAAACUUAUUACGGCAUUGUUACUAAAUUUCACCUCUAUCGUAAAGGCAAAAGCAGGUUGAUGUGCCGGCGCUUGUGGAGUGCUUAGGGUCAUUUCGCCUACUUGCGUCCACUUAGUGCAGUUGGCAAGUUUGAAGGAGAAAAUAAAAAUGUCCCAACACUAGGUAAUUUCAAUGAAAAGUUUAUGUAAUGUGUUCAUUAUAAUAGUCUAUUUUAAGGUAACUUAGUUUUUGCGAAACAUCUUGUAUUUUUAUUUUAAAAGACAAACUUCAGAAUUAGGCGUUUUACCCACUUUGCCUCCAUAAAAAUCAAUUUGCGUCCACCCGCUGGACCACUUCAUCCAUCAGCUUAGCAAAGGUAUUAAAGGAUAUUUUUAUGAUAUUAAAGCGAGAUUGGAUUUUAAUAAUUUAUUUAUUAAAGAUGAUUGAUGAUGAUGAAAGAUGAUUAUUAUAGCCUUAGAAUUUUAAUUAAUGACACAAGUCACAUUCAAAAGACAUGUUUGGCCUCUAAAUAACUUAAUCCUACUAAUCGCGUGCAUUUCAGAUGAUAUGAUCUAAUACACUUGUCACAGCCAAUGUUUUUCUCAUCGUCCUCUUCUACAUUUGAAAUUAGUAUAUCGUCACAUUCAGGACAUUUCACUCGUUCCACGCCUGGUAAAUUUUCUUUUUCAAUUUCCACAUCUAUCGUUUUCUUUGUGACUUCUUCAAGAGGGGGUGUAUUUCGUUUUUUCAUUUCAGGGCAGUUUUACGAACCGUUUGAGGGUGUUUUAAAGUUUUUUUUCUGUUCUUGCUUUUCUAUUAGUUCUCUUUAUUCUCUUCUCUUCGUUAUCUUCAUAAUACUUUCAUUCUCUUCAUAAUACUUUCUCCAUGCAGCAGAAGAUAUGGCUGGAGUUCUUUGAUAAUUUUUUCUUGCUUUGUUAGAGAUUUCAGGCAGCAUCAGGUGCUUUUCAAAUGAAUCAGAGGUGUUUCUUUUGUGUUAGUAUUUCAACAACUGCUGAAGCUGGUGGUACUCGAGGAGGUAGCGAUACAGCUGAUGCUGUAUGAAUCGAAGAAGUCAAAGCCGUUUCUGGCGUUUGUUCCUUAGUAAGGGUUUAUUUUUCAACACUAGACAUAGAGGGCGAUGAUGCAAUCUCUUCAAAUGGUAGAAUUAGAACGUCGUCUAAAGA
Molecule: messenger RNA, 3294 nt
Organism: Bombyx mandarina (wild silkworm)
Lineage: Eukaryota; Metazoa; Arthropoda; Insecta; Lepidoptera; Bombycidae
Gene: Mkk4
Product: dual specificity mitogen-activated protein kinase kinase 4
Biological process (GO): MAPK cascade; protein phosphorylation
Molecular function (GO): JUN kinase kinase activity; ATP binding
Source: RefSeq, a predicted model, not a curated record